AUGCUCAGAAACAUCGAGACCCAAAAUCGAAACUAUUCAGACCCCGAGAUCGACUCAUCUCCUCAACAAGAAGAAGAAGAGAAAAACAUACCCCAUGAAUUUAAUGAUUCACCAUAUCUGGAAUAUUCGUACGAGGAUGAAGAAGAAGAUCAAAGAGAACGUAAUUAUUUCAAAAGGUUUGUCAACAGUUUCAAACCUUAUGAUUACUCAAACUUGCCCAUUGAGUACUUCACCCAUAAUGAAGCAUUAUUGGAAUCGAUCCUGUCGCCAAGAAUCGAAGACGAAGGCAUAGCCCCCGUGACGACGAUCCGACCCGAGGCCCACCCUAACCAUCCAAACUUUGACUACAGCACCUUGUCGGAACUUGAACGUGCUGCCAUUGUCACAUCAACUUCACCACUCUCGAAAACUUUGAAAAGUAGACAUUUACAAAUGAUUGCCAUUGGUGGGGCCAUUGGUACCGGGCUUUUCAUCAGUUCAGGCCAAUCCUUGGCCAUGGCCGGGCCCUUGGGGAUGCUUCUUGUGUGGCUCUUUAUGUCGCUGAUCAUCUAUGUGACCAUGUCAAGUUUGGCGGAAUUGCUGGUGGCGUUCCCAGUGUCCGGUGCGUUUGUCACCUUCAACACUCUUUUCGUGGAUCUGUCCUGGGGGUUUGCCAUGGCCUGGAAUUAUGCCCUCCAAUGGCUUGUUACAUUACCCUUGGAAUUGGUGGCGGCAAGUAUCACCAUCCAAUAUUGGAAUACAAACGUUAACCCAGCCGUUUUCGUGGCGGUUUUCUAUGUGGUGAUUUUCAUUAUCAAUUUGUUUGGUGUAAAAGGUUAUGGUGAAGCUGAAUAUAUCUUCAGUAUCAUCAAGAUUGUUGCCGUCAUUGGUUUCAUCAUCUUGUCGAUUGUAAUCGUCUCUGGAGGCGCCCCCAAUCAUGUACACAUCGGAGGUAGUAAUUGGUUGGAACCUCAAGGUGGUUUGUUCAAUAUCCAUGAACCUUUUAAAAACAUCUGUUCCAUUCUUUUCAGUGCUGCAUUCGCCUAUUCCGGAGUAGAAUUGUUUGCUCUUGCCUCUUGUGAAACUAUAAACCCAAAGAAAACUAUCCCAAAGGCCAUUAAACAAGUGUUUUGGAGAAUCCUCAUUUUUUAUAUCCUUUCCAUUGUCAUGAUUGGAUUGUUGGUAUCCUAUAAAGAUGAAAGAUUAUUGGGUAAUAACGUUGGUGGAAGUUCUGUAGCUUCAUAUGCUGGGGUCAACAUUAAUACUUCUCCCUUUGUUAUUGCCAUCCGUGAGGCUCAAAUCCCUGCUCUCCCUUCGAUUAUGAAUGUUGUGAUCAUCAUCACCGUGUUAUCGGUUGGGAAUGCAUCUGUCUAUGGAUCCUCUAGAACCCUUGCUGCCCUUGGUGCUCUUCGUCAAGGUCCAUCCAUUUUGAACUAUAUUGACCGUAGAGGUAGACCAUUGGUUGCCCUUUUCGUCCAGGCCAUCAUGGGGUUACUUUGUUUCCUUGUUGCCAUUCCAGGUCAAACCAAAAGUAUUGAUGUAUUUAAUUGGCUUUUAGCAAUCAGUGGAUGUUGUUCUAUUUUCACUUGGUGGUCUAUUUGUCUUUGUCAUAUUAGAUUCAGAGCUGCAUUGGCCCAUAGAGCAAGAGAUGCUAGUGAAGAACUUGUUUACACUGCCAGUGUCAAAGGGUCUUGGUAUGGACUUAUACAAUUGUUUCUUAUCCUUGCAGUUCAAUUCUGGGCUGCUCUUUUCCCAACCAAUAAUGGAGGUAAACCUGAUUUGGUGAGUUUCUUUCAAGUUUAUUUAGGAGCAGUUGUUGUUUUCGUCAGUUAUGUUGGUCAUAAGUUGAUUUCUUGGAUAUUUUUCAAAGCUCCACUCCUCAAGUUUUACCUCACAGUAGAUGAAAUUGAUGUUGAUACUGGACGAAGAGAUAUCGAUCUUGAAAUUGUAAAACAAGAAAUUGCAGAAGAUAGAGCUGCUGCACUUACUUGGCCAAUUUAUAUGAAAGUAUUUAAAUUCUUCUGUUAA
Messenger RNA from [Candida] anglica, 2007 nucleotides. The record is from the annotation of a GenBank genome assembly. Lineage: Eukaryota; Fungi; Ascomycota; Pichiomycetes; Serinales; Debaryomycetaceae.